AUGUUGACAAGGAAGCACAAAUACAUUCACCAGGAGAAUAUCGUUGUGGAAGGCAACUGUAGUGUUAUGAUACAGAAGAUCCUUCCACCAAAACACAAGGACCCUGGAAGUGUGACUAUUCCUUGUUCAAUAGGUGAAGUCACAGUGGAAAAGGCUCUCAUUGACCUGGGAGCCAGUAUCAACUUAAUGCCACUCUCCAUGUGUAGAAGAUUAGGAGAGUUGGAAAUCAUGUCCACCAGAAUGACUUUACAGCUUACUGAUCGAUUCAUCACAAGGCCUUACAGGGUAAUUGAAGACGUUCUGAUAAGAGUUAAGUAA
This is a messenger RNA of Glycine soja, 318 nucleotides long. RefSeq lists its product as uncharacterized. The transcript has a single exon. The record is from RefSeq and is a predicted model, not a curated record. The coding region runs from base 1 to 318 and encodes 105 amino acids. Lineage: Eukaryota; Viridiplantae; Streptophyta; Magnoliopsida; Fabales; Fabaceae.